This is a messenger RNA of Contarinia nasturtii (swede midge), 2413 nucleotides long. RefSeq names its product ectonucleoside triphosphate diphosphohydrolase 5 (gene NTPase). Gene Ontology annotation, molecular function: UDP phosphatase activity; GDP phosphatase activity. The transcript is spliced from 9 exons. Gene Ontology annotation, biological process: nucleoside diphosphate catabolic process. Lineage: Eukaryota; Metazoa; Arthropoda; Insecta; Diptera; Cecidomyiidae. Gene Ontology annotation, cellular component: membrane. The coding region runs from base 581 to 1972 and encodes 463 amino acids. The record is from RefSeq and is a predicted model, not a curated record.
GAUUGCUAAUGCCGACGAUGAACAGUAGUACAAUCACUGUUGAGAAGGAUCGAUUGUGUGGUGACUCGUUCGAAUUUUAUAAAUUAAACUGGUGAUUCCAAAUGGAAGUAUUUCAUUUCCAUUUUGUGGAAAAAUCGCAAAAUCAAUAGCCUAACACAACGACUUUACAGGACCAAAAGGUCAUGUGCAACGAACCAGACAACGACAUUAAAGCGGCAUUCAUUUUUUUCACAUUUCCCGACACCAGACUUUUAAACAUAUUUUUUUCCUUUCGGCAGUGCGGUGUAACAAUUGAAUAAAUAUCAUAUUACAACGAACAAUAGACUUAAGUUUUAAGCAGAAAAUCGAUCAUAUUUUUAGAUAUACGCUUUUUCUAAUUCAAUAAUUCGUGUUCAACUUGAAAAACACAACAUUUAUAGCGCCUAUUAGCACAUACACCACCAUACGAUUCAUUAACUUUUCAAUGGUGAUUGUCAAUGAAAUAUUGUAGCUGUUAAAAAUUAAUUUAUGAAAUUGAUUGUGUGUUUUGAUUGACAUUGAUAGAGAGUGUGUUUGUGAGAGUUCAAAAGCAACUAAAUUAAUGAAAAUGCCAUCACAAAAUGCAGUUCGACAUCGCAGAUCCCAAGGUGGAGAUUCAUCGAAACCGAAACAAAAUGGUGCCGACAAAUAUCAUAAAUCAUCCAAAAAAAGUGGACUUCAAACAUCAUUUUUAUGUUUGAUCGUGUGUGUACUGCUAUUCACAUUCCUUCUCGGUUCCUAUACAGAUUCGUUUCAUCCGAUAGUUGAUAAGAUUGCUGUAUCGCUAGGCUAUAAACAAUUACAAUAUGCGGUCGUAAUAGAUGCUGGAUCAACGGGCAGCAGAGUUAUUGGCUAUGAGUUUCAUAUUGGAUAUUUGGACGGUCGGCUGGUGUUGGAUCGGGAACUUUUUGUUCAAGUGAAACCAGGACUUUCAUUCUAUCAUGACAAACCGGCUGAGGGAGCCGAAUCAAUUAAAGGAUUGUUAGCGAAGGCCAAAGAUUUUGUGCCAGAAGAAAUGUGGUCAAAAACACCGUUAGUUCUCAAAGCAACAGCUGGCCUUCGACUACUGCUACCUGUUGAAGCCGAAAAUUUAUUGAACGAAGUGCGUGACGUUUUUGUACGGUCUGGAUUCUUAGUCAAAGAUGAUUCGGUCGAAAUUCUAGAUGGCAUCGAUGAGGGAAUCUACUCAUGGUUUACUAUUAAUUUUUUGUUAGGUCGUUUAGGUAGUAGAAAUACAGUAGCUGCCUUGGAUUUGGGAGGUGGAAGCACCCAAGUGACAUUUGCGCUAAAAGAUAUGCACAAGACUCCUUUGCUCACCGAAUAUAUGCACACGGUGAAUGUACCAAAUGCCCAAACUGACGUCUUUACAACCAGCUAUUUAAAUUUGGGACUACAAGCAGUUCGGCACGCAGUCUAUACACACGAUAGCCCUGAUGGUAGCAAAGAUUUGGAAAGUAUUUGUGUGAAUCCAAUUGUCAAGUCAAAUCCAUUCAAAUACGGUACCAAAGCAUACCAGCUCAGUGGAAAAAAUAAUUCCAAGUCAACAAAAGAGGAUCCGGUCGUUGAUUUUGAGGCAUGUGUUGAAUUGGUAAAACAAAAAACCAUGCAUUUGGUUAAGCCAAAACCAAUAACACUCAACCAAAAUCAAAUCGCUGCAUUCAGUUACUUCUUCGAAAGAGCCAUCGAAACUGGAUUAGUUGAUCCUUUCGAAGGUGGUGAAAUCACUGUCGGUGACUUUGUUGCCAAAGCAAAAGAAGUGUGUGCAACCGCAAAUACCGACCAACCAUUUAUGUGUCUUGAUCUAACAUAUAUUUCAGUAUUAUUGAAAGAGGGCUAUGGUUUAAAUGCAAAAACUAAAGUCAAACUAUACAAGCAAAUAAAUAACCAUGAAAUUUCGUGGGCUUUGGGAUGCGCUUAUAAUUUAUUGGCUGAUGUAUCACGGACGAAGAAAUAAGCACAAAGCUGAUAAAAACACCCCACACCUCAAAACACAUGUACAUUCGAAGGGAAAAACAACCUACAAAUCACUCAACCAAACAUUCGAAACAAUCAAAAUGAAUUUAAGAACACUCUCGAGAAUAUUUCAAAUUUGUUCAUCGCAACAAAUCGAUUGAAUGCAUUCGAAUUUGAAUAUCAACUGGAAAAUAAUCUGUAUUUUAUUAUUUACACUGAUGUUGAAAAGAAAUUGAUAAAUAUGUGUUGCACAAAAAAUAUCAGAGACGGGUAUAAUAUUACCUUUUCAAAGUUUUUUGGUGACCAUAACCUACACACUCCCGCCAACCUUUUCAAUUCCAUUCUUUAUGUUAACUUGUGAUGUGAAAUUGUGUAUAAAAAUUGUUGUAAAAAAUGGCCCUAGAGUAGAAUAUGAGAUUAAAUUUUUGGAUCAAAAAAGGAA